Vanrija pseudolonga is the source of this 1941-nucleotide messenger RNA. It is a transcript of the gene Rpt2, whose product is annotated as 26S proteasome regulatory subunit 4. Gene Ontology annotation, molecular function: ATP hydrolysis activity; proteasome-activating activity; ATP binding. Gene Ontology annotation, cellular component: proteasome regulatory particle, base subcomplex. The transcript has 11 exons. Gene Ontology annotation, biological process: proteasome-mediated ubiquitin-dependent protein catabolic process. The record is from RefSeq and is a predicted model, not a curated record. NCBI's taxonomy places the organism in Eukaryota, Fungi, Basidiomycota, Tremellomycetes, Trichosporonales, Trichosporonaceae. The coding region runs from base 33 to 1871 and encodes 612 amino acids.
CUACUCUCUACCAACACUCUACAACAACAACCAUGGGUAACACCCCAUCCAGCGGCAAGGGCCAGGGCCAGGGAGGCAAGGAUGACAAGAAGAAGCAGGCGCCAAAGUGGGAGCCUCCUGUUCCCACUCGUGUCGGCAAGAAGAAGAGGCGUGGACCGGACGCGGCUACUCGCCUGCCAGCCGUCUACCCAACGACGCGCUGCAAGCUCAAGAUGCUCAAGAUGGAGCGCAUCAAGGACUACCUGUUGAUGGAGGAAGAGUUUGUCGCCAGCCAGGCGACCAGCGCCGGCGAGGACCGCACAGCAGCCGACAGGACGCGCGUUGACGAGCUUCGCGGCGCCCCCAUGGGUGUUGGUUCUCUCGAAGAAAUUAUCGACGACGACCACGCUAUUGUGUCGAGCGGCAACGGACCCGAGUACUAUGUCGGCAUCAUGUCGUUUGUCGACAAGGACCUUCUCGAGCCUGGAUGCUCUGUUCUUCUCCACCACAAGACACACGCCAUUGUCGGUGUGCUUGCGGACGACGCGGACCCCAUGGUCUCGGUCAUGAAGCUCGACAAGGCGCCCACCGAGUCGUAUGCCGACAUUGGUGGUCUCGAGUCGCAGAUUCAGGAGAUCAAGGAGUCGGUCGAGCUGCCCCUCACCCACCCAGAACUGUACGAGGAGAUGGGUAUCCGCCCUCCCAAGGGUGUCAUUCUCUACGGUGUCCCCGGUACCGGCAAGACACUGCUCGCCAAGGCUGUUGCCAACCAGACUUCGGCGACCUUCCUUCGUAUCGUUGGCUCGGAGCUCAUCCAGAAGUACCUUGGUGACGGUCCCAAGCUUGUCCGUGAACUUUUCCGUGUCGCCGAGGAGCACGCUCCUAGUAUCGUCUUCAUUGACGAAAUCGACGCUGUCGGUACGAAGCGUUACGACUCGACGUCGGGCGGUGAGCGUGAGAUUCAGCGAACCAUGCUUGAGCUCCUCAACCAGCUCGACGGUUUCGACGAGCGUGGUGAUGUCAAGGUCAUCAUGGCGACCAACCGCAUCGAGUCUCUCGACCCCGCCCUCAUCCGUCCCGGUCGUAUUGACCGUAAGAUUGAGUUCCCUCUCCCCGACACCAAGACCAAGCGUCACAUCUUCAAGCUGCACACGUCACGCAUGUCGCUCGCCGACGACGUCGACCUCGAGGAGCUGGUCAUGACCAAGGAUGACCUGUCCGGUGCCGACAUCAAGGCGGUGUGCACGGAGGCUGGUCUUCUGGCACUCCGUGAGCGCCGUAUGCGCGUCACCAAGGCCGAUUUCACGACUGCGCGCGAGAAGGUGCUGUACAGGAAGGACGAGAACACUCCUGCCGGAUUGUAUCUGCUCAUGCGCGAGUACCGCGACCUCACGGCCGACCCGAUCAACGACAUGCUCACCGCCGGCCCGGUGUCAGAGGACAACAUGCUUGAGUGGGAGGCGUUGAUCCAAGGGCCAGAGGGGACGCCUUAUGAAGGAGGCAUCUUCGCCGCCAAGCUCGUCUUCCCGUCAGACUACCCGCUCAACCCGUUCAAGAUGGUGUUUGACCCGCCACUCCUGCACCCGAACAUCUACCCCAACGGCACAGUGUGCAUCUCCAUCCUCCACCCGCCCGGCGACGACCCCCUGCGGUACGAGAGCGCGUCGGAGCGCUGGUCGCCCGUCCAGGGCGUGCGGUCGGUGCUGCUUUCCGUGCUCAGCAUGCUUGCCGAGCCUAAUAUCGAGUCGGGCGCCGACGUCGAGUGCUGCAAGCUCUACCGUGACAACCGGGCAGAGUUUGAGCGCCAGGUCCGCGCACAGGUACGCGGCCUGCUUGGCAUCGAGGAGGAAGAGGCGGCCGGUGCGUCGGCGUCGGCGCCGUCGGCAGCAUGAGAUCUACGUCGUUUGGUUUGUUGUACUCCCACCCACUGCACAUGUACAUGAUGGCACUGGAACGACACAA